Molecule: messenger RNA, 1804 nt
Organism: Fomitopsis serialis
Lineage: Eukaryota; Fungi; Basidiomycota; Agaricomycetes; Polyporales; Fomitopsidaceae
Exons: 15
Coding region: 47-1417 (456 amino acids)
Source: RefSeq, a predicted model, not a curated record
CCUUCAUUCCAACCCCCGCCAUCCUCGUCAAUGUCGCCCGCCAUCUAUGCCCACCGUCCUCACCUCCACAGCUAGCGCGACCUCCGGGGACCCGUACCUCCUCACCGGCAGCUACUCGUGGCUCGACAGCCGCGUCGCCUCGUACAUCCGCAUCGCAUCCGUGUCCAUUGCUGCGUACGACUACGUGAUAACGUUGCCGGCGGAAUGGCGGUUCUACAAGAGCCAGAGGUCGUGGAGGCUGAGUACGGGCUGCAUACUGUUCAUCCUCAUCCGCUACAUCAGCGUGGCCGUCCUCGCCUUGAACACCGUAGGCUUCUUCGACCGCUUCAGUCCGGAUACAUGCGCGCACUAUUCUGGGUUGGCCCCAUAUUCAAAGACUAUGCUGUCUCAAAUCAUCCUGGGUAUACGUACUAUCAACAUCUCUCGGCGGUCCCCAUACGUGACAUCCAUAGUCGCCGCGCUCUUCGUCUUGGUCACAACGGGUGAAUGGUUCACGGACCUAUUCCAUCGCAACCGACUGCUCCCGCUCACGAAGUCCCCCAGACGUCCAGAACUACUGGAUGAGUGGGGCCGUUGCGUACGACCUGUUGCUUCGUCGUUGGUCGCCUACGGGAUGUUGAAGUCAUUAGCCCCGAAGGUCGCCCAGGGGCUUCGACACAAUUGCACCGUUGGCGAGCACGGAAUGUUCCUAUCCGCGUGGCUCUACUACCUGCUGGCGAUGAUCUACGACGCGGUCGUGCUCUGUAUAUCGUCAUUCUACCUCGUACGGUAUGGGCCUGUGGCUGGAAGGCUGUCAGGUCUCGUCAAGUUGAUGCUGUAUGACGGUCUCGGAUACUUCGUGGUCCUCACAGCCGCGAACAUCCUGAACCUUGUGCUCUACCGCACGAGCGAUAUUCUGACACAGUCGUCAGGCGCCGCCGUGGGUGAAGCCGUGACCUGGAUUAUGAGCCAGAAGCUGCUCAUACACCUCCGGGACGCCGCUGCGGACGCCAACCGGUCCACGCACGUCGUCUCCCUCCCGGUGCGCAGUGGGCGCGCCGUCUCGCGCGUUAUGCGCUCGCACUGCUCCGCCCCUCACUCGUACUCCUUGCCGUUCUCGCCGGGCAGUCGUGGGAGCUCGCACCAGCGGAAGAGCACCGGUGAAGCAUAUGCGGACGGAGACGCGGAUGCGGACGGGGACGUGCUCGCGUGGUCGGGCACGUCGCUGACGGACCUUGUGGGGAACUUGAGCGACAUUGAGCUGGACGUGCAGGUGGAGAUACAGCGCACAGUCAAUGUGGAGGAGAGCUGUCGUGGUGCGGAGGAAUGUGGCUGCGCGGAGCGGGUGCCGUGCGUCGUGUGGGUGGGGAAUGGUGCUCGACCUGAGGGGUUCACCGAGAAGGACUUGGACCAGGAGAAGGCGGGGCCGGGGAGGUAGCAUUCGUGGUUUAGGGCUUCACGUUACGGCGAGUGAUUCAGAGUUGAGCGGUGUACGGGGCCUGAUGCAUAAUGUUCGAACUCAGUCGCUUUAGUGGAUCUAUGUGGUAUUGUUAUUGCUUUGCGCAUGAUCGUGUCCUGCACUUUGCUCUUGCUAUCUUCGCAUGUACAUUCGUCUAUUCCUGCAUCGUCAUUCUAUCAUUUGGGUACUAGUACACGUCGUCGUAAUACACGUCUACUCUCGACGGCCAACUCUGUAUCAGUCGUCGCGCAUCUAGCAGUUCUCCACUUCAAAUGCGUCAAAAAGAACAUCGGCACUGAAUCCCUUCGAACAACCUGGCUAGUCGGUGAACGUUGCCGACAACAUGCAAGGCCUCUGAAGUAGGUG